Messenger RNA from Taeniopygia guttata (zebra finch), 1833 nucleotides. It is a transcript of the gene ING4, whose product is annotated as inhibitor of growth family member 4. Lineage: Eukaryota; Metazoa; Chordata; Aves; Passeriformes; Estrildidae. The record is from RefSeq and is a predicted model, not a curated record. Gene Ontology annotation, biological process: positive regulation of apoptotic process; regulation of DNA-templated transcription. Gene Ontology annotation, cellular component: nucleus.
UACUUAUAGGCGUGGAUGGGGUUCCCUCUGAGUGGUCUGAGCCUCUCGGGCUGGACAGGCGCAGCUCCCUCGGGCUUUUCCCGCAGGAGCGCUGCCCCAGCGCCCCGGUCGGCCCCGCAGAGCCCGAAAUGGCGGCGGCAGCGGGCGGAAGCGCCGGGGCGGGCGGGCGGAAGCGGCUUCGCGGCCGGGCAGCGCCGCUUCCGGGCCCGCGCGCGUGCGCCUCCCGGCGGAAGCGGCGGAGUGCGGGCGAAGAUGGCGGCGGGGAUGUACCUGGAGCACUACCUGGACAGUAUUGAGAACCUGCCAUUUGAAUUACAGAGAAACUUCCAACUCAUGCGAGAUCUGGAUCAGAGGACAGAAGACCUCAAGUCAGAGAUUGAUAAGUUGGCCACGGAGUAUAUCAGCAAUGCACGGACUUUGUCUUCAGAGGAAAAGCUGGGGCUUCUCAAGCAAAUCCAGGAGGCCUAUGGAAAGUGCAAGGAAUUUGGGGACGACAAGGUUCAGCUGGCUAUGCAGACCUACGAGAUGGUGGAUAAGCACAUCCGGCGGCUGGACACAGACCUCGCUCGCUUUGAAGCGGACCUGAAGGAGAAGCAGAUAGAGUCGAGUGACUAUGACAGUUCUUCCAGCAAGGGCAAGAAGAAGGGCCGAGCCCAGAAAGAGAAAAAAGCUGCCCGUGCUCGCUCUAAAGGGAAAAACUCUGAUGAGGAAGCACCAAAAACUGCCCAAAAGAAAUUGAAGCUCGUCCGCACUAGCACAGAGUAUGGGAUGCCUUCUGUCACCUUUGGAAAUGUGCACCCCUCGGAUGUACUGGAUAUGCCCGUGGACCCCAAUGAGCCCACUUACUGCCUCUGCCACCAGGUCUCCUAUGGGGAGAUGAUUGGCUGUGACAACCCAGAUUGUUCCAUUGAAUGGUUUCAUUUUGCCUGUGUGGGUCUGACAACAAAACCAAGAGGAAAAUGGUUCUGCCCUCGCUGUUCCCAGGAGAGGAAGAAGAAAUAAAUUCACAUGAGACCUCAGUACUGCUGCAGGAGCUCUCUUCCCCCUGCCAGGGCCUCGUCCCAGUUCCCCCAGCCCUUGGGGCCUUGGCUGAAGGGAAGUCUUGCCCUGUUUGUGGUUUGGGCCAUCCCUGGAAUGGUGUGUACCCUCACAGUGGUUCCUGUGUGUUCUGUAUCCCCGGUUGCUUCUGAGUCCUUAAGGGAGGCCCUCUCUGUGUACUAUUCCAAACAGGUCUCUGAACCUCAAAGGGAAUGAAUGAGGGCACCAGGGUAGCCACCAGAUUCACAGGGAUUCAGGUAGCCCCCUGAUUUUCCUUGGCUUUCCUUCAGCCUCCUCAGAGUUCAUUGCCUGUUCUCUGCUUAGAGAACAAGGCUAUGGGAUGGGGGAAGGAAAGGAGGUAAGUCUUCAGCAUUUUAGGUCAUUCAUUUUCCUGGAUCUUUUUCAGGAGAGAGGGAGUAACCAGGCUACUUCUUAAUCUAGUGGGCUGGUUUGAGAGACUGAAAACCUGAUGUGCUCCCUGUCUUUAACCAUUCCACUGCUGGCAUUGGGCAGCCUCUUUUUUCUGGGGAGAGGAGGAGGCAGAGGGAUGUUUAGAGCUAGCUUUGUCUCUCUAAUUCCUGGGGUAAACCUGCUGGUUUGGGAAGCACACUGUGUGAAGGUGGAAGAAUUUCUGACCACGUGGGGAGAAACGGCUUGGUCCAGUCUGUCUUCCAGCUUCAAAAUUCUGCCUUCCUCUAGUGUAGCGGUGCUUCUCCGUGACGUUGAUGGUGGGAAGUUGGGGGAUUCAGAUCCCACUUGUAUAAUACAGAAUUAAAUAAAAUUCAUUGAAACCAA